AUGGGUAGAGGCAAAACCAUUGGCAACCAUCACAGAGAAUCCCUUCAAAACAUGGUGCCAAGAUAUGGACAUACAACAAAGGUUCACCUCAGUAGCUCAUCCACAAGGCAAUGGCCAGGUGGAGGUCAUGAACAAGGCCAUAUUGGGGGAAUUAAGGCAAGAUUGGGAAAAUGCAGAAAGGGAUGGGUAGAUGAAAUUGCAGGUGUUUUAUGGGCUCAUAGAACUACUCCGAGGGGAAGCACCCAGGAAACUCCAUUUAGCCUGGUAUAUGGAACGGAAGCCGUAAUCCCACCAGAACUGACUAUCUCAACAGAAAGGGUCAUUAGUUUUGAUCCUGCUCAGAAUGAGGAAGCUCUGAGAGAAAACUUGAAUUUGAUCGAGGAAAGAAGAGAAAUGGCCCACAUUCGGCAGGCAGAAAACAAGAGGCAAAUAGCAAAGUACUAUAACAAGAAAGUACGCCCUAUGACCUUCAAGGUAGGAGACCAUGUCUGGAGAAAAAACGAAGCAAGUAGAAGGGAAGACCUUGGCAAGCUGGGCCCAAAGUGGGAAGGCCCAUACAAAGUCAAGGAGACAAACGGGGAUGGAUCAUACAUCUUAACAGAGCUUGAUGGAUACCCAGUACCCAGAACGUGGAAUGCCAUUAACCUUAAAAGGUGUUAUUUGUAA
Molecule: messenger RNA, 666 nt
Organism: Erigeron canadensis
Lineage: Eukaryota; Viridiplantae; Streptophyta; Magnoliopsida; Asterales; Asteraceae
Exons: 2
Coding region: 1-666 (221 amino acids)
Molecular function (GO): nucleic acid binding
Source: RefSeq, a predicted model, not a curated record